AUGUCAACUGCGACGGUUACAACUACGAUAGAAAACGGAACUUCAACGAGUGAAGAUGAUUCAGAAGGCACAGAUUCAUCAUCCGAAGAUGAUUCAGAUGUAGAAAACAAUACAGAUAUUCCGUCAAUCACAACAACGAAACUACCAAAUUCAUCACUUGAAACAAAUUUUCCUCCUCUUGAAACAUCAAAACAAACUGAAACAGAAAAGUCAACUACAACGAACUCAAAUACAUUUCAAACUGAUACUACAUCACAUGAAGAUGAUUCACAUUCUGAGGAUUCAGAUUCGUCAUCCGAAACUAAUUCAGAUGAUGAACACAAUACAGACUUACCGACAAUCAUAACAACAAAAUUACCAAAUUCAUCAUUUGAAUCAAAUUUGCCAGAUCUGGAGACAUCAAUUCAAGUACAAACAGAAAAGUUAACUACAACGAUUGCAACUACAAUUAAAAACACACCAUCAACAGAUGAUUCACAAUCUGAGGGUUCAGAUUCAUCAUCUGAAGAUGAUUCAAGUAAUGAAGACAAAACAGACUUGCCAGAAAAUACAACUCCAAAAGAAAUGACAACAAACACAAAAUCUUCAUCGGAGGAGACAGACAACGAAGCAGAAACAACACCUACAGAAUAUUCGGAUUCAUCAUCGGAAGAAACUACAACUACAUCAGAGAUAACUAACAACGACGCAGAAACCACAAAAGAAACAACACCAAGGACAGAACAGAACACGACAUCUGAUACAAUACUAACCACAGUGAACACCACUACUACCCUUACAACAUCAAUGACAAAAGAAGUCACCACAACUGAGGCAAAACCUUCGCCAACCGAAACCACUACGGCUGCAAUAACACUAACAAAAGAAGUUACCACAACAGAGGCAAUGCCGACGACAGAAGAAGCCCCUACGACUGAAACAACACCAAUCAUCGAAGAGGCUUCUACAGACACAACGCAUACGGCAAAAGAGACAUCUAAAACUGAAUCAACUAAUACGACAAAUCAGACCGCCACCUUCGAAACAACACCUAAGUCAGCGGAAACCACUCUGACACCACCAAAACAAGAAACAGUUACAACAACUGAGGCAAUACCGACGAAAACAGAGACCAAUGCGACUAAAACAACACAUACGACAAAAGAAACUACUAUAACUGAAUCGACAACUACGACAAAAAAGCCCAACAGUUUUGAAACAACACCAAAAACUACCCUUACGACAGCAACUACAAAAGUCACCACAACUGAGGCAGUACCAACGACAGAAGAAACCACUAAAACAAAAACAACACCAACGACCGAAGAAGCAACUACAAAAGAAACAACAAUUUCAUCGAAAAACACUACCACAACUAAAGCAAUAUCAACGACGGAAGAGCCUACCACUAUAAAAACAACACAAAUGACAGAAGACGCUACAACUAACCUGACAAUACAAACAACAGAAGAAGUCAAAACCACUAAUGCAAUACCAUCAACGGAAGAAAGCAGUACUACUGGAACAACACCAAAACCAACAGACACUACAACUACCCUAACAACACAAACAACAGAAGAAGUCACCACAAAUGAGGCAAAACCAACAACAGUCGAAACUACAAAGAAUAUAACACUUCCGACGACGGUAGAAAUCAUAACAACAGAGACCAUACAAACGACAGAACAGAACACAACGACAAAAACAACACAAACGACCAAAACAGCUACAACAUCAGAAAUUCCUAAAACUGAAACAAUUCUAACGACGAAAGAGACCACAACUUCUAAUACAACACCAAUGACAAAAGGCACUACAACUACCAUGACAAAACCAAUGACAGAAAAAUUCACCACCACUGAGGCAAUACCAUGGACAGAAGAAUCCACUACCAUUAGACCAACACCAAAACAGACAACCACGACAAAAACAACACAAACGACGAAAAAAGCUACAACAAUAGAAAUUCCUACAACUGAAACAAUUCUAACGACGAAAAAGACCACAACUUCUGAUACAACACCAAUGACAAAAGACACUUUAACUACCAUGACAAAAUCAACGACAGAAAAAUUCACCACCACUGAGGCAAUACCAUGGACAGAAGAAACAACUACGACUGGACUGAAAACAACGACCGAAAAAGCUACUACUACAGAAACAACACUCAUAACAAAACUAACUGUAACAAGAGAAACAAAACCAACGAUGGAUGAGACUACCACUUUUGAAACAAAACCGAAGACUAUAUACACUGUUACAACGCUAACAACACCAUCAACAGUCGAAAAUACAACAAAUGCAACAAAACCGACGAUCGACGAUAUCACAACAACAGAGACUAUACAAUCGACAGAACAGACCACAACGACAGAAACAACACAAAAAACCGAAGAAGCUGCAACAAAAGAUUAUUUUACAACAGAAACAAUUCCAAUAACUGUGGCGACAACCAUUUCUGAAAGAACACCGACGACAGAAGACACUUUAACUACCGUGACAAAAUCAACGACAGCAAAAUUCACCACCACUGAGGCAAUACCAUUGACAGAAGAAACCACUACAACUGGAUCAACAGCAACAACCGAAAUGGCUACUACUACGGAAACAAAACUCAUAACAAACGCAACUAGUGCAACUGAAACAAAACCAACGACAGAAGAGACUACCACUUUUGAAACAACACCAAAGACAGUAUACACUGCUACAACUCUUACAACACCAUCGACAGACGAAAUUACAACACAUGAAACAAUAACGACGACCGAAGAAAUCACGACAACAGAGGCAAUACAAUCCACAAAACAGACCACCACAACAGAAACAAUACAAACGACCGAGGAAGCUACAAAAGAUUUUUUUACUACAGAAACAAUCCCAACAACUGUGGAGACCACAACUUCUGAAAAAACACCGAUGACAGAAGACACUUUACACACCGUGACAAAAUCAACGACAGAAACAUUCACCACCACUGAGGCAAUACCAUUCACAGAAGACACCACAACGACUGAACCAACACUGACUACCGACGAGGCUUCCACUACAGAAACAACAUACAUUACAAAAGUAACUGUUACAACUGAAACAAAAACAACGAUGGAAGAAACCACAACUUCUGACACAACAUCAAUGACAGAAGACACUACACCUAACGUGACAAAAUCAACCACGGAAAAAUUCAACACCACUGAGGCAAUACCAUGGACAGAAGAAACUACUACGACUGGAUCAACAGCAACAACCGAAGAGGCUACUAUUACGGAAACAACACACAUUACGAAAAUAAACAUUACAACUGAAACUAAACCAACAAUGGAAGAGACGACAACUUCUGAAACAAUACCAAUGACAGAAGACAUUUUAACUACCGUGAGAAAAUCAACAACAGAAAAUUUCACCACCACUGAGGCAAUACCAUUGACAAAAGAAACCACUACGACUGCACCAAUACUGACGACCUACGAGGCUACUACUACACAAACAACACACAUUACGAAAGUAAAUAUUACAACUGAAACAAAACCAACGAUGAAAGAGACGACAACUUCUGAAACAACACCAAUGACAGAAGACACUUUAACUACCAUGACAAAACCAACUAUAGAAAAAUUCACCACCACUGAAGCAAUACCAUUGACAGAAGAAACCACUACGACUGGAUCAACAGCAACAACAGAAGUGGCUACUUCUACAAAAACAACACACAUUACGAAAGUAAAUACUACAACUGAAACAAAACCAACGAUGGAAGAGACGACAACUUCUGAAAAAACACGAACGACAGAAGACACUUUAACUACCGUGACAAAACCAACCAAAGAAAAAUUCACCACCACUGAAGCAAUACCAUUGACAGAAGAAACCACUACAACUGGAUCAACAGCAACAACCGAAAAGGCUACUACUACGGAAACAAAACUCAUAACAAACGUAACUAGUGCAACUGAAACAAAACCAACGACAGAAGAGACUACAACAUUUGAAUCAACACCAAAGACAGUAUACACUGCUACAACUCUUACAACACCAUCGACAGACGAAAUUACAACACAUGAAACAAUAACAACGACCGAAGAAAUCACGACAACAGAGGCAAUACAAUCCACAAAACAGACCACCACAACAGAAACAAUACAAACGACCGAGGAAGCUACAAAAGAUUUUUUUACUACAGAAACAAUCCCAACAACUGUGGAGACCACAACUUCUGAAAUAACACCGAAGACAGAAGACACUUUACACACCGUGACAAAAUCAACGACAGAAAAAUUCACCACCACUGAGGCAAUACCAUUAACAGAAGAAACCACUACGACUGCACCAAUACUGACGACCUACGAGGCUACUACUACACAAACAACAUACAGUACGAAAGUAAAUAUUACAACUGAAACAAAACCAACGAUGAAAGAGACGACAACUUCUGAAACAACACCAAUGACAGAAGACACUUUAACUACCAUGACAAAACCAACUACAGAAAAAUUCACCACCACUAAGGCAAUACCAUGGGCAGAAGAAACCACUACGACUGAACCAAUACUGACGACCGACGAGGCUACUACUACAGAAACAACACACAUUACGAAAGUAAAUAUUACAACUGAAACAAAACCAACGAUGAAAGAGACGACAACUUCUGAAAAAACACGAACGACAGAAGACACUUUAACUACCGUGACAAAACCAACCACAGAAAAAUUCACCACCACUGAAGCAAUACCAUUGACAGAAGAAACCACUACGACUGCACCAAUACUAACGACCUACGAGGAUACUACUACACAAACAACACACAUUACAAAAGUAACUAUUACAACUGAAACAAAACCAAUGUCAGAAGAGACUACCACUUUUGAAUUAACACCAAAGACAGUAUACACUGCUACAACUAUUACAACACCAUCGACAGUCGAAAUUACAACAAAUGAAACAAUACCGACGACCGGAGAAAUCACGACAACAGAGGCAAUACAAUCGACAAAACAUACCACCACAACAGAAACAACACAAACGACCGAGAAAGCUACAACAAAAGAUUUUUUUACAACCGAAACAAUUCCAACAACUGUAGAGACCACAACUUCUGAAAUAACAUCGAUGACAGAAGACACUUUAUCCACCGGAACAAAAACAACGACAGAAAAAUUCACCACCACUGAAUCAAUACCAUUGACAGAAAACACCACAACGACUGGACCAAUACUGACUACCGACGAGGCUACCACUACAGAAACAACAUACAUUACAAAAGUAACUGUUACAACUGAAACAAAACCAACAUUGGAAGAAACCACAACUUCUGACACAACAUCAAUGACAGAAGAUACUACACCUACCGUGACAAAAUCAACCACAGAAAAAUUCAACACCACUGAGGCAAUACCAUGGACAAAAGAAACUACUACGACUGGAUCAACAGCAAAAACCGAAGAGGCUACUAUUACGGAAACAAAACUCAUAACAAAAGGAACAAUGACAACUGAAAUAAAACCAACGACAGAAGAAACUACUACUUUUGAAACAACACCAAAGACAGAAAACACUACAACUACCGAAAAAAAAACAACGACAGAAGAAUUCACCACCACUGAGUCAAUACCUUGGACUGAAGAAACCACUACGACUGGAACGACAACAACGACUGAAAAAGCUACAACUACAGAAACAACACUCAUUACAAAAGUAACUAUUACAACUGAAACAAAACCAACGAUGGAAGAAACCACAACUUCUAAAAUAACACCGACGACCGAAGACACUUUACCGACCGUGACAAAAUCAACGACAGAAAAAUUCACCACCACUGAGGCCAUCCCAUUACCAGAAGAAACCACUACGACUGGACCAAUACUGUCGACCGACAAGGCUACUACUACAGAAACAACAUACAUUACAAAAGUAACUAUUACAACUGAAACAAAACCAGCGAUGGAAGACACGACAACUUCUGAAGCAACACCAAUGACGGAAGACACUUUACCCACCGUCACAAAAUCAUCGACAGAAAAAUUCACCACCACUGAGACAAUACCAUUAACAGAAGAAACCACUACGACUGAACCAAUACUGACGACUGACGAGGCUACUACUACAGAAACAACAUACAUUACAAAAGUAACUAUUACAACUGAAACAAAACCAACGAUGGAAGAAACCACAACUUCUGAAGCAACACCAAUGACAGAAGACACUUUACCCACCGUGACAAAAUCAACGACAGAAAAAUUCACCACCACUGAGACAAUACCAUUGACAGAAGAAACCACAACGACUGGACCAACAACAACGACCGAAGAGGCUCCCACUACAGAAACAACAUACAUUACAAAAGUAACUGUUACAACUGAAACAAAACCAACGAUGGAAGAAACCACAACUUCUGAAACAACACCAAUGACAGAAGACACUAUCACUACCCCGACAAAACCAACCACAGAAAAAUUCACUACCACUGAGGCAAUACCAUGGACAGAAGAAACCACUACGAUUGGACCAACAACAACGACCGAAGAGGCUACCACUACAGAAACAACAUACAUUACAAAAGCAACAAUGACAACUGAAAUAAAACCAACGACGGAAGAGACUACCACUUUUGAAACAACACCAAAGACAGUAUAUACUGCCACAACCCUUACAACACCAUCAACAGUCGAAAUUACGACACAUGAAACAAUACCGACGACAGCAGAAAUUACCACAACAGAGACUAUACCUAUGACAGAACAAAGCACCAAAACAGAAACAACACUGACGGCCGAAGAAGCCACAACAAAAGAAUUUUCUACAGCUCAAACAAGACCAGGGACGGAAGAGACAACCACGUUUGAAACAACAACAAUGACAGAAAACACUACAAGUACCGUAAUAAAACCAACGACAGAAGAAUUCACCACCACUGAGGCAAUACCUUGGACUGAAGAAACCACUACGACUGGACCGACAACAACGACAGAAAAAGCUACAACUACAGAAACAACACACAUUACAAAAGUAACUAUUACAACUGAAACAAGACCAACGAUGGAAGAGACGACAACUUCUGAAGCAACACCAAUGACAGAAGACACUUUACCCACCGUGACAAAAUCAACGACAGAAAAAUUUACCACCACUGAGACAAUACCAUUAACAGAAGAAACCACUACGACUGAACCAAUACUGACGACCGACGAGGCUACCACUACAGAAACAAAACUCAUAACAAAAGCAACAAUGACAACCGAAAUAAAACCAACGACGGAAGAGACUACCACUUCUGAAACACCAAAGACAGUUUACACUGCCACAACCCUUACAACACCAUCAACAGUCGAAAUUACAACACAAGAAAUAACAACGACAACCGAAGAAAUCACCACAACAGAGACUAUACCUAUGACAGAACAUAGCAUCACGACAAAAACAACACCGACGGCCGAAGACGCCACAACAAAAGAAUUUUCUACAGCUCAAACAAGACCAGGGACGGAAGAGACUACCACUUCUGAAACAACAACAAUGACAGAAAACACUACAAGUUCCGUAAAAAAACCAUCGACAGAAGAAUUCACUACCACUGAGGGAAUACCUUGGACUGAAAAAACCACUACGACUGGACCGACAACAACGACAGAAAAAGCUACAACUACAGAAACAACACACAUUACAAAAGUAACUAUUACAACUGAAACAAAACCAACGAUGGAAGACACGACAACUUCUGAAGCAACACCAAUGACAGAAGACACUUUACCCACCGUGACAAAAUCAACGACAGAAAAAUUCACCACCACUGAGACAAUACCAUUAACAGAAGGAACCACAACGACUGGACCAACAACAACGACCGAAGAGGCUCCCACUACAGAAACAACAUACAUUACAAAAGUAACUGUUACAACUGAAACAAAACCAACGAUGGAAGAAACCACAACUUCUGAAACAACACCAAUGACAGAAGACACUAUCACUACCCCGACAAAACCAACCACGGAAAAAUUCACUACCACUGAGGCAAUACCAUGGACAGAAGAAACCACUACGAUUGGACCAACAACAACGACCGAAGAGGCUACCACUACAGAAACAAAACUCAUAACAAAAGCAACAAUGACAACUGAAAUAAAACCAACGACGGAAGAGACUACCACUUUUGAAACAACACCAAAGACAGUAUAUACUGCCACAACCCUUACAACACCAUCAACAGUCGAAAUUACAACACAUGAAACAAUACCGACGACAGCAGAAAUUACCACAACAGAGACUAUACCUAUGACAGAACAAAGCACCAAAACAGAAACAACACUGACGGCCGAAGAAGCCACAACAAAAGAAUUUUCUACAGCUCAAACAAGACCAGGGACGGAAGAGACUACCACGUUUGAAACAACAACAAUGACAGAAAACACUACAACUACCGUAAAAAAACCAACGACAGAAGAAUUCACCACCACCGAGGCAAUACCUUGGACUGAAGAAACCACUACGACUGGACCGACAACAACGACAGAAAAAGCUACAACUACAGAAACAACACACAUUACAAAAGUAACUAUUACAACUGAAACAAAACCAACGAUGGAAGACACGACAACUUCUGAAGCAACACCAAUGACAGAAGACACUUUACCCACCGUGACAAAAUCAACGACAGAAAAAUUCACCACCACUGAGACAAUACCAUUAACAGAAGAAACCACUACGACUGAACCAAUACUGACGACCGACGAAGCUACUACUACAGAAACAACAUACAUUACAAAAGUAACUAUUACAACUGAAACAAAACCAACGAUGGAAGAAACCACAACUUCUGACACAACACCAAUGACAGAAGACACUACCACUACCCCGACAAAACCAACCACAGAAAAAAUCAUUACCACUGAGGCAAUACCAUGGACAGAAGAAACCACUACGAUUGGACCAACAACAAUGACCGAAGAGGCUACCACUACAGAAACAAAACUCAUAACAAAAGCAACAAUGACAACUGAAAUAAAACCAACGACGGAAGAGACUACCACUUUUGAAACAACACCAAAGACAGUAUAUACUGCCACAACCCUUACAACACCAUCAACAGUCGAAAUUACGACACAUGAAACAAUACCGACGACAGCAGAAAUUACCACAACAGAGACUAUACCUAUGACAGAACAAAGCACCAAAACAGAAACAACACUGACGGUCGAAGAAGCCACAACAAAAGAAUUUUCUACAGCUCAAACAAGACCAGGGACGGAAGAGACUACCACGUUUGAUACAACAACAAUGACAGAAAACAUUACAACUACCGUAAAAAAACCAACGACAGAAGAAUUCACCACCACCGAGGCAAUACCUUGGACUGAAGAAACCACUACUACUGGAACGACAACAACGACCGAAAAAGCUACAACAACAGAAACUACACUCAUCACAAAAGUAACCAUUACAACUGAAACAAAACCAACGAUGGAAGAAACCACAACUUCUGAAGCAACACCAAUGACAGAAGACACUUUACCGACCGUGACAAAAUCAACGACAGAAAAAUUCACCACCACUGAGGCCAUCCCAUUACCAGAAGAAACCACUACGACUGGACCAAUACUGUCGACCGACAAGGCUACUACUACAGAAACAACAUACAUUACAAAAGUAACUAUUACAACUGAAACAAAACCAGCGAUGGAAGACACGACAACUUCUGAAGCAACACCAAUGACGGAAGACACUUUACCCACCGUCACAAAAUCAUCGACAGAAAAAUUCACCACCACUGAGACAAUACCAUUAACAGAAGAAACCACUACGACUGAACCAAUACUGACGACUGACGAGGCUACUACUACAGAAACAACAUACAUUACAAAAGUAACUAUUACAACUGAAACAAAACCAACGAUGGAAGAAACCACAACUUCUGAAGCAACACCAAUGACAGAAGACACUUUACCCACCGUGACAAAAUCAACGACAGAAAAAUUCACCACCACUGAGACAAUACCAUUGACAGAAGAAACCACAACGACUGGACCAACAACAACGACCGAAGAGGCUCCCACUACAGAAACAACAUACAUUACAAAAGUAACUGUUACAACUGAAACAAAACCAACGAUGGAAGAAACCACAACUUCUGAAACAACACCAAUGACAGAAGACACUAUCACUACCCCGACAAAACCAACCACAGAAAAAUUCACUACCACUGAGGCAAUACCAUGGACAGAAGAAACCACUACGAUUGGACCAACAACAACGACCGAAGAGGCUACCACUACAGAAACAACAUACAUUACAAAAGCAACAAUGACAACUGAAAUAAAACCAACGACGGAAGAGACUACCACUUUUGAAACAACACCAAAGACAGUAUAUACUGCCACAACCCUUACAACACCAUCAACAGUCGAAAUUACGACACAUGAAACAAUACCGACGACAGCAGAAAUUACCACAACAGAGACUAUACCUAUGACAGAACAAAGCACCAAAACAGAAACAACACUGACGGCCGAAGAAGCCACAACAAAAGAAUUUUCUACAGCUCAAACAAGACCAGGGACGGAAGAGACAACCACGUUUGAAACAACAACAAUGACAGAAAACACUACAAGUACCGUAAUAAAACCAACGACAGAAGAAUUCACCACCACUGAGGCAAUACCUUGGACUGAAGAAACCACUACGACUGGACCGACAACAACGACAGAAAAAGCUACAACUACAGAAACAACACACAUUACAAAAGUAACUAUUACAACUGAAACAAGACCAACGAUGGAAGAGACGACAACUUCUGAAGCAACACCAAUGACAGAAGACACUUUACCCACCGUGACAAAAUCAACGACAGAAAAAUUUACCACCACUGAGACAAUACCAUUAACAGAAGAAACCACUACGACUGAACCAAUACUGACGACCGACGAGGCUACCACUACAGAAACAAAACUCAUAACAAAAGCAACAAUGACAACCGAAAUAAAACCAACGACGGAAGAGACUACCACUUCUGAAACACCAAAGACAGUUUACACUGCCACAACCCUUACAACACCAUCAACAGUCGAAAUUACAACACAAGAAAUAACAACGACAACCGAAGAAAUCACCACAACAGAGACUAUACCUAUGACAGAACAUAGCAUCACGACAAAAACAACACCGACGGCCGAAGACGCCACAACAAAAGAAUUUUCUACAGCUCAAACAAGACCAGGGACGGAAGAGACUACCACUUCUGAAACAACAACAAUGACAGAAAACACUACAAGUUCCGUAAAAAAACCAUCGACAGAAGAAUUUACUACCACUGAGGGAAUACCUUGGACUGAAAAAACCACUACGACUGGACCGACAACAACGACAGAAAAAGCUACAACUACAGAAACAACACACAUUACAAAAGUAACUAUUACAACUGAAACAAAACCAACGAUGGAAGACACGACAACUUCUGAAGCAACACCAAUGACAGAAGACACUUUACCCACCGUGACAAAAUCAACGACAGAAAAAUUCACCACCACUGAGACAAUACCAUUAACAGAAGGAACCACAACGACUGGACCAACAACAACGACCGAAGAGGCUCCCACUACAGAAACAACAUACAUUACAAAAGUAACUGUUACAACUGAAACAAAACCAACGAUGGAAGAAACCACAACUUCUGAAACAACACCAAUGACAGAAGACACUAUCACUACCCCGACAAAACCAACCACGGAAAAAUUCACUACCACUGAGGCAAUACCAUGGACAGAAGAAACCACUACGAUUGGACCAACAACAACGACCGAAGAGGCUACCACUACAGAAACAAAACUCAUAACAAAAGCAACAAUGACAACUGAAAUAAAACCAACGACGGAAGAGACUACCACUUUUGAAACAACACCAAAGACAGUAUAUACUGCCACAACCCUUACAACACCAUCAACAGUCGAAAUUACAACACAUGAAACAAUACCGACGACAGCAGAAAUUACCACAACAGAGACUAUACCUAUGACAGAACAAAGCACCAAAACAGAAACAACACUGACGGCCGAAGAAGCCACAACAAAAGAAUUUUCUACAGCUCAAACAAGACCAGGGACGGAAGAGACUACCACGUUUGAAACAACAACAAUGACAGAAAACACUACAACUACCGUAAAAAAACCAACGACAGAAGAAUUCACCACCACCGAGGCAAUACCUUGGACUGAAGAAACCACUACGACUGGACCGACAACAACGACAGAAAAAGCUACAACUACAGAAACAACACACAUUACAAAAGUAACUAUUACAACUGAAACAAGACCAACGAUGGAAGAGACGACAACUUCUGAAGCAACACCAAUGACAGAAGACACUUUACCCACCGUGACAAAAUCAUCGACAGAAAAAUUCACCACCACUGAGACAAUACCAUUAACAGAAGAAACCACUACGACUGAACCAAUACUGACGACCGACGAAGCUACUACUACAGAAACAACAUACAUUACAAAAGUAACUAUUACAACUGAAACAAAACCAACGAUGGAAGAAACCACAACUUCUGACACAACACCAAUGACAGAAAACACUAUCACUACCCCGACAAAACCAACCACAGAAAAAUUCACUACCACUGAGGCAAUACCAUGGACAGAAGAAACCACUACGAUUGGACCAACAACAACGACCGAAGAGGCUACCACUACAGAAACAACAUACAUUACAAAAGCAACAAUGACAACUGAAAUAAAACCAACGACGGAAGAGACUACCACUUUUGAAACAACACCAAAGACAGUAUAUACUGCCACAACCCUUACAACACCAUCAACAGUCGAAAUUACAACACAUGAAACAAUACCGACGACAGCAGAAAUUACCACAACAGAGACUAUACCUAUGACAGAACAAAGCACCAAAACAGAAACAACACUGACGGUCGAAGAAGCCACAACAAAAGAAUUUUCUACAGCUCAAACAAGACCAGGGACGGAAGAGACUACCACGUUUGAAACAACAACAAUGACAGAAAACACUACAACUACCGUAAAAAAACCAACGACAGAAGAAUUCACCACCACCGAGGCAAUACCUUGGACUGAAGAAACCACUACGACUGGACCGACAACAACGACAGAAAAAGCUACAACUACAGAAACAACACACAUUACAAAAGUAACUAUUACAACUGAAACAAAACCAACGAUGGAAGACACGACAACUUCUGAAGCAACACCAAUGACAGAAGACACUUUACCCACCGUGACAAAAUCAACGACAGAAAAAUUCACCACCACUGAGACAAUACCAUUAACAGAAGAAACCACUACGACUGAACCAAUACUGACGACCGACGAAGCUACUACUACAGAAACAACAUACAUUACAAAAGUAACUAUUACAACUGAAACAAAACCAACGAUGGAAGAAACCACAACUUCUGACACAACACCAAUGACAGAAGACACUACCACUACCCCGACAAAACCAACCACAGAAAAAAUCAUUACCACUGAGGCAAUACCAUGGACAGAAGAAACCACUACGAUUGGACCAACAACAAUGACCGAAGAGGCUACCACUACAGAAACAAAACUCAUAACAAAAGCAACAAUGACAACUGAAAUAAAACCAACGACGGAAGAGACUACCACUUUUGAAACAACACCAAAGACAGUAUAUACUGCCACAACCCUUACAACACCAUCAACAGUCGAAAUUACGACACAUGAAACAAUACCGACGACAGCAGAAAUUACCACAACAGAGACUAUACCUAUGACAGAACAAAGCACCAAAACAGAAACAACACUGACGGUCGAAGAAGCCACAACAAAAGAAUUUUCUACAGCUCAAACAAGACCAGGGACGGAAGAGACUACCACGUUUGAUACAACAACAAUGACAGAAAACAUUACAACUACCGUAAAAAAACCAACGACAGAAGAAUUCACCACCACCGAGGCAAUACCUUGGACUGAAGAAACCACUACUACUGGAACGACAACAACGACCGAAAAAGCUACAACAACAGAAACUACACUCAUCACAAAAGUAACCAUUACAACUGAAACAAAACCAACGAUGGAAGAAACCACAACUUCUGAAGCAACACCAAUGACAGAAGACACUUUACCGACCGUGACAAAAUCAACGACAGAAAAAUUCACCACCACUGAGGCCAUCCCAUUACCAGAAGAAACCACUACGACUGGACCAAUACUGUCGACCGACAAGGCUACUACUACAGAAACAACAUACAUUACAAAAGUAACUAUUACAACUGAAACAAAACCAGCGAUGGAAGACACGACAACUUCUGAAGCAACACCAAUGACGGAAGACACUUUACCCACCGUCACAAAAUCAUCGACAGAAAAAUUCACCACCACUGAGACAAUACCAUUAACAGAAGAAACCACUACGACUGAACCAAUACUGACGACUGACGAGGCUACUACUACAGAAACAACAUACAUUACAAAAGUAACUAUUACAACUGAAACAAAACCAACGAUGGAAGAAACCACAACUUCUGAAGCAACACCAAUGACAGAAGACACUUUACCCACCGUGACAAAAUCAACGACAGAAAAAUUCACCACCACUGAGACAAUACCAUUGACAGAAGAAACCACAACGACUGGACCAACAACAACGACCGAAGAGGCUCCCACUACAGAAACAACAUACAUUACAAAAGUAACUGUUACAACUGAAACAAAACCAACGACGGAAGAGACUACCACUUUUGAAACAACACCAAAGACAGUAUAUACUGCCACAACCCUUACAACACCAUCAACAGUCGAAAUUACAACACAUGAAACAAUACCGACGACAGCAGAAAUUACCACAACAGAGACUAUACCUAUGACAGAACAAAGCACCAAAACAGAAACAACACUGACGGUCGAAGAAGCCACAACAAAAGAAUUUUCUACAGCUCAAACAAGACCAGGGACGGAAGAGACUACCACGUUUGAAACAACAACAAUGACAGAAAACACUACAACUACCGUAAAAAAACCAACGACAGAAGAAUUCACCACCACCGAGGCAAUACCUUGGACUGAAGAAACCACUACGACUGGACCGACAACAACGACAGAAAAAGCUACAACUACAGAAACAACACACAUUACAAAAGUAACUAUUACAACUGAAACAAAACCAACGAUGGAAGACACGACAACUUCUGAAGCAACACCAAUGACAGAAGACACUUUACCCACCGUGACAAAAUCAACGACAGAAAAAUUCACCACCACUGAGACAAUACCAUUAACAGAAGAAACCACUACGACUGAACCAAUACUGACGACCGACGAAGCUACUACUACAGAAACAACAUACAUUACAAAAGUAACUAUUACAACUGAAACAAAACCAACGAUGGAAGAAACCACAACUUCUGACACAACACCAAUGACAGAAGACACUACCACUACCCCGACAAAACCAACCACAGAAAAAAUCAUUACCACUGAGGCAAUACCAUGGACAGAAGAAACCACUACGAUUGGACCAACAACAAUGACCGAAGAGGCUACCACUACAGAAACAAAACUCAUAACAAAAGCAACAAUGACAACUGAAAUAAAACCAACGACGGAAGAGACUACCACUUUUGAAACAACACCAAAGACAGUAUAUACUGCCACAACCCUUACAACACCAUCAACAGUCGAAAUUACGACACAUGAAACAAUACCGACGACAGCAGAAAUUACCACAACAGAGACUAUACCUAUGACAGAACAAAGCACCAAAACAGAAACAACACUGACGGUCGAAGAAGCCACAACAAAAGAAUUUUCUACAGCUCAAACAAGACCAGGGACGGAAGAGACUACCACGUUUGAUACAACAACAAUGACAGAAAACAUUACAACUACCGUAAAAAAACCAACGACAGAAGAAUUCACCACCACCGAGGCAAUACCUUGGACUGAAGAAACCACUACUACUGGAACGACAACAACGACCGAAAAAGCUACAACAACAGAAACUACACUCAUCACAAAAGUAACCAUUACAACUGAAACAAAACCAACGAUGGAAGAAACCACAACUUCUGAAGCAACACCAAUGACAGAAGACACUUUACCGACCGUGACAAAAUCAACGACAGAAAAAUUCACCACCACUGAGGCCAUCCCAUUACCAGAAGAAACCACUACGACUGGACCAAUACUGUCGACCGACAAGGCUACUACUACAGAAACAACAUACAUUACAAAAGUAACUAUUACAACUGAAACAAAACCAGCGAUGGAAGACACGACAACUUCUGAAGCAACACCAAUGACGGAAGACACUUUACCCACCGUCACAAAAUCAUCGACAGAAAAAUUCACCACCACUGAGACAAUACCAUUAACAGAAGAAACCACUACGACUGAACCAAUACUGACGACUGACGAGGCUACUACUACAGAAACAACAUACAUUACAAAAGUAACUAUUACAACUGAAACAAAACCAACGAUGGAAGAAACCACAACUUCUGAAGCAACACCAAUGACAGAAGACACUUUACCCACCGUGACAAAAUCAACGACAGAAAAAUUCACCACCACUGAGACAAUACCAUUGACAGAAGAAACCACAACGACUGGACCAACAACAACGACCGAAGAGGCUCCCACUACAGAAACAACAUACAUUACAAAAGUAACUGUUACAACUGAAACAAAACCAACGACGGAAGAGACUACCACUUUUGAAACAACACCAAAGACAGUAUAUACUGCCACAACCCUUACAACACCAUCAACAGUCGAAAUUACAACACAUGAAACAAUACCGACGACAGCAGAAAUUACCACAACAGAGACUAUACCUAUGACAGAACAAAGCACCAAAACAGAAACAACACUGACGGCCGAAGAAGCCACAACAAAAGAAUUUUCUACAGCUCAAACAAGACCAGGGACGGAAGAGACUACCACGUUUGAAACAACAACAAUGACAGAAAACACUACAACUACCGUAAAAAAACCAACGACAGAAGAAUUCACCACCACCGAGGCAAUACCUUGGACUGAAGAAACCACUACGACUGGACCGACAACAACGGCAGAAAAAGCUACAACUACAGAAACAACACACAUUACAAAAGUAACUAUUACAACUGAAACAAGACCAACGAUGGAAGAGACGACAACUUCUGAAGCAACACCAAUGACAGAAGACACUUUACCCACCGUGACAAAAUCAACGACAGAAAAAUUCACCACCACUGAGACAAUACCAUUAACAGAAGAAACCACUACGACUGAACCAAUACUGACGACCGACGAAGCUACUACUACAGAAACAACAUACAUUACAAAAGUAACUAUUACAACUGAAACAAAACCAACGAUGGAAGAAACCACAACUUCUGACACAACACCAAUGACAGAAGACACUAUCACUACCCCGACAAAACCAACCACAGAAAAAUUCACUACCACUGAGGCAAUACCAUGGACAGAAGAAACCACUACGAUUGGACCAACAACAACGACCGAAGAGGCUACCACUACAGAAACAACAUACAUUACAAAAGCAACAAUGACAACUGAAAUAAAACCAACGACGGAAGAGACUACCACUUUUGAAACAACACCAAAGACAGUAUAUACUGCCACAACCCUUACAACACCAUCAACAGUCGAAAUUACAACACAUGAAACAAUACCGACGACAGCAGAAAUUACCACAACAGAGACUAUACCUAUGACAGAACAAAGCACCAAAACAGAAACAACACUGACGGUCGAAGAAGCCACAACAAAAGAAUUUUCUACAGCUCAAACAAGACCAGGGACGGAAGAGACUACCACGUUUGAAACAACAACAAUGACAGAAAACACUACAAGUACCGUAAAAAAACCAACGACAGAAGAAUCCACCACCACUGAGGCAAUACCUUGGACUGAAGAAACCACUACUACUGGAUCGACAACAACGACAGAAAAAGCUACAACUACAGAAAAAACACACAUUACAAAAGUAACUAUUACAACUGAAACAAGACCAACGAUGGAAGAGACGACAACUUCUGAAGCAACACCAAUGACAGAAGACACUUUACCCACCGUGACAAAAUCAACGACAGAAAAAUUCACCACCACUGAGACAAUACCAUUAACAGAAGAAACCACUACGACUGAACCAAUACUGACGACCGACGAAGCUACUACUACAGAAACAACAUACAUUACAGAAGUAACUAUUACAACUGAAACAAAACCAACGAUAGAAGAAACCACAACUUCUGAAACAACACCAAUGACAGAAGACACUACCACUACCCCGACAAAACCAACCACAGAAAAAAUCAUUACCACUGAGGCAAUACCAUGGACAGAAGAAACCACUACGAUUGGACCAACAACAAUGACCGAAGAGGCUACCACUACAGAAACAAAACUCAUAACAAAAGCAACAAUGACAACUGAAAUAAAACCAACGACGGAAGAGACUACCACUUUUGAAACAACACCAAAGACAGUAUAUACUGCCACAACCCUUACAACACCAUCAACAGUCGAAAUUACGACACAUGAAACAAUACCGACGACAGCAGAAAUUACCACAACAGAGACUAUACCUAUGACAGAACAAAGCACCAAAACAGAAACAACACUGACGGUCGAAGAAGCCACAACAAAAGAAUUUUCUACAGCUCAAACAAGACCAGGGACGGAAGAGACUACCACGUUUGAAACAACAACAAUGACAGAAAACAUUACAACUACCGUAAAAAAACCAACGACAGAAGAAUUCACCACCACCGAGGCAAUACCUUGGACUGAAGAAACCACUACUACUGGAACGACAACAACGACCGAAAAAGCUACAACAACAGAAACUACACUCAUCACAAAAGUAACCAUUACAACUGAAACAAAACCAACGAUGGAAGAAACCACAACUUCUGAAAUAACACCGACGACCGAAGACACUUUACUCACCGUGACAAAAUCAACGACAGAAAAAUUCACCACCACUGAGACAAUACCAUUAACAGAAGAAACCACAACGACUGGACCAACAACAACGACCGAAGAGGCUCCCACUACAGAAACAACAUACAUUACAAAAGUAACUGUUACAACUGAAACAAAACCAACGAUGGAAGAAACCACAACUUCUGAAACAACACCAAUGACAGAAGACACUACCACUACCCCGACAAAACCAACCACAGAAAAAUUCACUACCACUGAGGCAAUACCAUGGACAGAAGAAACCACUACGAUUGGACCAACAACAACGACCGAAGAGGCUACCACUACAGAAACAAAACUCAUAACAAAAGCAACAUUGACAACUGAAAUAAAACCAACGACGGAAGAGACUACCACUUUUGAAACAACACCAAAGACAGUAUAUACUGCCACAACCCUUACAACACCAUCAACAGUCGAAAUUACGACACAUGAAACAAUACCGACGACAGCAGAAAUUACCACAACAGAGACUAUACCUAUGACAGAACAAAGCACCAAAACAGAAACAACACUGACGGCCGAAGAAGCCACAACAAAAGAAUUUUCUACAGCUCAAACAAGACCAGGGACGGAAGAGACUACCACGUUUGAAACAACAACAAUGACAGAAAACACUACAAGUACCGUAAUAAAACCAACGACAGAAGAAUUCACCACCACUGAGGCAAUACCUUGGACUGAAGAAACCACUACGACUGGACCGACAACAACGACAGAAAAAGCUACAACUACAGAAACAACACACAUUACAAAAGUAACUAUUACAACUGAAACAAGACCAACGAUGGAAGAGACGACAACUUCUGAAGCAACACCAAUGACAGAAGACACUUUACCCACCGUGACAAAAUCAACGACAGAAAAAUUUACCACCACUGAGACAAUACCAUUAACAGAAGAAACCACUACGACUGAACCAAUACUGACGACCGACGAAGCUACUACUACAGAAACAACAUACAUUACAAAAGUAACUAUUACAACUGAAACAAAACCAACGAUGGAAGAAACCACAACUUCUGACACAACACCAAUGACAGAAAACACUAUCACUACCCCGACAAAACCAACCACAGAAAAAUUCACUACCACUGAGGCAAUACCAUGGACAGAAGAAACCACUACGAUUGGACCAACAACAACGACCGAAGAGGCUACCACUACAGAAACAACAUACAUUACAAAAGCAACAAUGACAACUGAAAUAAAACCAACGACGGAAGAGACUACCACUUUUGAAACAACACCAAAGACAGUAUAUACUGCCACAACCCUUACAACACCAUCAACAGUCGAAAUUACAACACAUGAAACAAUACCGACGACAGCAGAAAUUACCACAACAGAGACUAUACCUAUGACAGAACAAAGCACCAAAACAGAAACAACACUGACGGCCGAAGAAGCCACAACAAAAGAAUUUUCUACAGUUCAAACAAGACCAGGGACGGAAGAGACUACCACGUUUGAAACAACAACAAUGACAGAAAACAUUACAACUACCGUAAAAAAACCAACGACAGAAGAAUUCACCACCACCGAGGCAAUACCUUGGACUGAAGAAACCACUACUACUGGAACGACAACAACGACCGAAAAAGCUACAACAACAGAAACAACACUCAUCACAAAAGUAACCAUUACAACUGAAACAAAACCAACGAUGGAAGAAACCACAACUUCUGAAAUAACACCGACGACCGAAGACACUUUACUCACCGUGACAAAAUCAACGACAGAAAAAUUCACCACCACUGAGACAAUACCAUUAACAGAAGAAACCACAACGACUGGACCAACAACAACGACCGAAGAGGCUCCCACUACAGAAACAACAUACAUUACAAAAGUAACUGUUACAACUGAAACAAAACCAACGAUGGAAGAAACCACAACUUCUGAAACAACACCAAUGACAGAAGACACUACCACUACCCCGACAAAACCAACCACAGAAAAAUUCACUACCACUGAGGCAAUACCAUGGACAGAAGAAACCACUACGAUUGGACCAACAACAACGACCGAAGAGGCUACCACUACAGAAACAAAACUCAUAACAAAAGCAACAUUGACAACUGAAAUAAAACCAACGACGGAAGAGACUACCACUUUUGAAACAACACCAAAGACAGUAUAUACUGCCACAACCCUUACAACACCAUCAACAGUCGAAAUUACAACACAUGAAACAAUACCGACGACAGCAGAAAUUACCACAACAGAGACUAUACCUAUGACAGAACAAAGCACCAAAACAGAAACAACACUGACGGCCGAAGAAGCCACAACAAAAGAAUUUUCUACAGCUCAAACAAGACCAGGGACGGAAGAGACUACCACGUUUGAAACAACAACAAUGACAGAAAACACUACAAGUACCGUAAUAAAACCAACGACAGAAGAAUUCACCACCACUGAGGCAAUACCUUGGACUGAAGAAACCACUACGACUGGACCGACAACAACGACAGAAAAAGCUACAACUACAGAAACAACACACAUUACAAAAGUAACUAUUACAACUGAAACAAGACCAACGAUGGAAGAGACGACAACUUCUGAAGCAACACCAAUGACAGAAGACACUUUACCCACCGUGACAAAAUCAACGACAGAAAAAUUUACCACCACUGAGACAAUACCAUUAACAGAAGAAACCACUACGACUGAACCAAUACUGACGACCGACGAAGCUACUACUACAGAAACAACAUACAUUACAAAAGUAACUAUUACAACUGAAACAAAACCAACGAUGGAAGAAACCACAACUUCUGACACAACACCAAUGACAGAAAACACUAUCACUACCCCGACAAAACCAACCACAGAAAAAUUCACUACCACUGAGGCAAUACCAUGGACAGAAGAAACCACUACGAUUGGACCAACAACAACGACCGAAGAGGCUACCACUACAGAAACAACAUACAUUACAAAAGCAACAAUGACAACUGAAAUAAAACCAACGACGGAAGAGACUACCACUUUUGAAACAACACCAAAGACAGUAUAUACUGCCACAACCCUUACAACACCAUCAACAGUCGAAAUUACAACACAUGAAACAAUACCGACGACAGCAGAAAUUACCACAACAGAGACUAUACCUAUGACAGAACAAAGCACCAAAACAGAAACAACACUGACGGCCGAAGAAGCCACAACAAAAGAAUUUUCUACAGCUCAAACAAGACCAGGGACGGAAGAGACUACCACGUUUGAAACAACAACAAUGACAGAAAACAUUACAACUACCGUAAAAAAACCAACGACAGAAGAAUUCACCACCACCGAGGCAAUACCUUGGACUGAAGAAACCACUACUACUGGAACGACAACAACGACCGAAAAAGCUACAACAACAGAAACAACACUCAUCACAAAAGUAACCAUUACAACUGAAACAAAACCAACGAUGGAAGAAACCACAACUUCUGAAAUAACACCGACGACCGAAGACACUUUACUCACCGUGACAAAAUCAACGACAGAAAAAUUCACCACCACUGAGACAAUACCAUUAACAGAAGAAACCACAACGACUGGACCAACAACAACGACCGAAGAGGCUCCCACUACAGAAACAACAUACAUUACAAAAGUAACUGUUACAACUGAAACAAAACCAACGAUGGAAGAAACCACAACUUCUGAAACAACACCAAUGACAGAAGACACUACCACUACCCCGACAAAACCAACCACAGAAAAAUUCACUACCACUGAGGCAAUACCAUGGACAGAAGAAACCACUACGAUUGGACCAACAACAACGACCGAAGAGGCUACCACUACAGAAACAAAACUCAUAACAAAAGCAACAUUGACAACUGAAAUAAAACCAACGACGGAAGAGACUACCACUUUUGAAACAACACCAAAGACAGUAUAUACUGCCACAACCCUUACAACACCAUCAACAGUCGAAAUUACAACACAUGAAACAAUACCGACGACAGCAGAAAUUACCACAACAGAGACUAUACCUAUGACAGAACAAAGCACCAAAACAGAAACAACACUGACGGCCGAAGAAGCCACAACAAAAGAAUUUUCUACAGCUCAAACAAGACCAGGGACGGAAGAGACUACCACGUUUGAAACAACAACAAUGACAGAAAACACUACAAGUACCGUAAUAAAACCAACGACAGAAGAAUUCACCACCACUGAGGCAAUACCUUGGACUGAAGAAACCACUACGACUGGACCGACAACAACGACAGAAAAAGCUACAACUACAGAAACAACACACAUUACAAAAGUAACUAUUACAACUGAAACAAGACCAACGAUGGAAGAGACGACAACUUCUGAAGCAACACCAAUGACAGAAGACACUUUACCCACCGUGACAAAAUCAACGACAGAAAAAUUUACCAUCACUGAGACAAUACCAUUAACAGAAGAAACCACUACGACUGAACCAAUACUGACGACCGACGAAGCUACUACUACAGAAACAACAUACAUUACAAAAAAAAAUUCACUACCACUGAGGCAAUACCAUGGACAGAAGAAACCACUACGAUUGGACCAACAACAACGACCGAAGAGGCUACCACUACAGAAACAACAUACAUUACAAAAGCAACAAUGA
Molecule: messenger RNA, 23562 nt
Organism: Pectinophora gossypiella (pink bollworm)
Lineage: Eukaryota; Metazoa; Arthropoda; Insecta; Lepidoptera; Gelechiidae
Product: mucin-12-like
Exons: 2
Coding region: 1-23562 (7853 amino acids)
Source: RefSeq, a predicted model, not a curated record